AAGAGGAACCGUGCCGCUAAGUGGCGACUCCUUUUAAAUACCAAACCAGCCCAGACUAAGUAUGCGAGCAUGGCUUCGUUUCUAGGGAGCAAGGUCUCUCACCUUCUUUCCCACUUGAAAUCCUGACCCGGAUUGCCAUGUAUCAAUGGCUUCGGGACGCGCUUCGGAACGCGCUUCGUACGACGACGAGCCAUACAGCACACUCGAGGUUCGCGAUAUAGAGUCCCACAAGGAAGUGGUGGAUCAUGGCGAAAAAUAUCUCCAGACAAUUCAUAACUAUUAUAUUCCCAAGGCGAUACCAUGUGGCAUAGAGGCGUAUCGCAUAGAGGCGGAUAUCGUGGAGGCGGAUCGCAUGGAGGCGGAUCGCAUGGAGGCGGACCGCGUGGAACCGGAUCGCGUGGAACGGGAAAGCGCCUAUAACGACAGCCCAGCAGAUACCAGGAUAUGUGGGCUGCGAAGACGCCACUUCUACAUCAUCCUAACCGUCGUAGUCUUGGCCGUCAUCGGCGCCGUCGCCGGAGGCGUCGCUGGCGGGUUAGCAAACAGGAAAACCGAACAGUCCCCAGCGUCGCCAGCAGAGAUCGGACAGAGCGCAGGGAGCGUAGAGGGCUCAGCUGGCACGGAAGGCCCAGGGGAAACGGAGGACUCGGGAGGGGCGCCGCCGACCGAGAACGCGAACGUCAACAUCCUGAGCAGCUCGCAGCUCGCGGCCUCGAACUGGACGGACAUGGAGGGCUUCACGCACCGGAACGUGUUCUUCCAGGACCCGUACAACAGCAUCAUCGUGCGGCACUGGGACUCGCAGAACACGUCGUGGGUGACUCGGAACCUGAGCCAGCUGAUGCGGUCGUCGACGUGGGGGGCGAUCGACCCGAUCCCGGGGACGUCGCUGGCGAGCACGUCGGUGAACCGGGACGAGCAGGAGCCGCGGAGGCUGCACGAGGUGCACGUGUGGUUCCUGGAGCGGGGGGGCAACGGCACGGGCAGCAGCAGCAGCAGCAGCAGCAUCAGCCGGCUGUCGUCGAAGGCGCCGAAGGCGCAGGCGGACUACUGGACGUACGGCGACCACGAGCUGCCGACGUGGGACGGCUCGCAGCUCGCGGCCGUCUGGCAGCGCUGCUGGAAGCCGAGCUGCAACGGCUUCUACGUCCUCGCGUACCAGGGCCCCGACGGCGCCAUCGGCUUCGCCAACGGCAGCCAGUGGACGCGCGAGACGAAGCCCAUCGUCAGCGCCAGCGCCGCCUCCGCCGGCGCCAGCAUGGCCCUCAUCGCGACCUCCGACCGGGGCAGCCCGGACGGCGUCAUCCUCGCGACCCAGCGGCGCCCCGACUCGAUGGGCCGGUCGUCGUUCAAGGGCAACUGGGAAUGGGAAGGAGACGACGGUACGAUCAUGGGCGGCCUCGACCCGCUGCAGACGCGGCAGUUCGCGGCGACGAAGCUGGGCGACUGGAACGACAACCUGUUCCUGGCGCUGGGGGCCGACGGCGGGCUGCGGGCGACCCGGUACGACGGCGAGACGUACGACGCCGUGGCGGACAUCGAGUUCGCCGGCGGCAAGCCGACCAACUUCUCCGCCAUCGCGACCACGGCGGACACCGUCUUCUACGGCAUCGCCGACGACCAGAUCUGGGAGUACACCAUCGACGCCGCGGACCCGUCCAAGUUCGCCCUCGCCGGCAGGGUGUACCCGUGAUGCGCGAGCGAGGCGGUCGGAAACGGGCGCGUGGUGCGGUUCAUACAGCGUCGGCCGGCGCAGGCGUUAUAGACAGAUACCCAUUUGCACAUAGCGAUGUUACCAUUCACAAUACGUCUGGGAAGAAGCGACUGGUUCAAGAAGGGGGCCGUCAUUUUCAGCCUCGCAUCCCGAUGCUCUUGGGCGGCAUUAGAGAAAAAGGG
This is a messenger RNA of Durotheca rogersii, 1896 nucleotides long. RefSeq lists its product as uncharacterized. The record is from RefSeq and is a predicted model, not a curated record. Bases 146 to 1693 code for a protein of 515 amino acids. The transcript has 2 exons. Lineage: Eukaryota; Fungi; Ascomycota; Sordariomycetes; Xylariales; Xylariaceae.